Molecule: messenger RNA, 2906 nt
Organism: Pimephales promelas (fathead minnow)
Lineage: Eukaryota; Metazoa; Chordata; Actinopteri; Cypriniformes; Leuciscidae
Gene: btr01
Product: bloodthirsty-related gene family, member 1
Molecular function (GO): zinc ion binding; protein binding
Source: RefSeq, a predicted model, not a curated record
UCUCUAAAACUAAAAAUCUGCACUUGUCUGACUGGUCGGAUCGGCAGCCAGGUGUGCGUGUGUUGAAAAACUUGCCUGUUGGUAUGCGGACACACCUGUUUCCAGGAGGUUUUCCACUCCACUUACGGAGUGGAAGAGAACCGAGAAAAAAACAUUCGAGAAAAGACACGGACAGAAAAGAGAUAUACAAUGUCAUUUCCUGGUGAAUUCCUGUCAGAGGAGCAGUUUACCUGUUCCAUUUGCCUAGACGUCUUCACCAAUCCUGUCUCCACACCCUGCGGCCACAGCUUCUGCUCAACAUGUAUCACUUCCUACUGGGAAGGCCAGGGAAAAAGCUGCUCCUGUCCCUUGUGCAAGGAAAGCUUCCGCAAGCGCCCUGAGCUCCACAUCAAUCACACGCUCCGGGAGAUCACAGAGCAGUUUAAGCGGAUGGCGGAGACCACGAUGAGCGCGCCCAGAAGUGCACCUGCAGAUUUACCCACCAACCCUUUCUCUGCAGCGAAGCCUGGAGGGCAGCUCAGACUGGUAGAGCUACCCAGUGGGCUACUGCCAGAGAUGAAGAGCCGCUUCCAAAGAUCACCAUCCAGUGAGCCUUUGGCAAUCCCUGAUGCUCAUUCUCUCCAUCCGGCCAAGACAACUAAACGGAACUUAAGUGUGCGUGGGGUGAGUGGAGCAGGUUCCAAUGGGCCACAGUGUUCCAGACAUGGCUAUAGUUUGGAGCUGUUCUGCAAGACUGACCAGACAUGUAUUUGCAUAAUAUGCGCAGAGAAGGAACAUAAUGGGCAUUCUGUGAUGGAUGCCAAGAGAGAGAUGAAUAUUAAGAAGUCCCAGUUGCGUAUCUUGGAGGUGGAGCUACAAGGAUUGAUCUCAGUCAGAGAGAGGAAGAUAGAGGAGAUCCAAACAUCACUUGCAGAAAUUCAAGUGAUUGCAGAAGAAGAGAAAGUAGGAACAGUGAGUUUGUUUGCUGAGUUGAUGAAAGCUAUCGAGAAGUCCCAGGCUGAACUUCUGGAGGUGGUGGAGAUGGGACAGCGGGCUGCCGAACUUCGCUCUCAGGCCUUCAUACGUGAGCUGCAGACGGAGAUCUCAGAACUUAAACAAAGAUGCAGCAACCUCAACCAGCUAACCCAAUCCCAAGAUCACCUUACCUUCUUCAAGACAUAUCCAGCCUAUAGUAGUUUACCUGUGACAAAGAGCUGGGAAGAAGUGGCCUUGACCCCUGACCCCACUGCAGGGGCAGUGCUGAGGAAUGUCACUCGGAUGGUGGAGGAGGUUCAGGAAAGGCUCAGGAGACUGUCAGCGAUCUGUUUGCACACUUCCACUGAAAACUCACAGGAAAUAUAUCAACAAAAAGUGUGGAGAGUACCGGAAUAUGCAAUGGACGUGACCUUAGAUCGAGACUCAGCCCAUCCACGUCUGAUCAUCUCUGAGGAUGGUAAACAGGUGCGCUGCAGUGACCGCUACCAGAUGGUGCCAGACACACUAGAACGGUUUGACCGUGUGGUGUGUGUACUUGGCCGUCAAGGUAUCAUCUCUGGCUGCCAUUACUGGGAGGUCUUGGUGGGUGAGAAGACGGACUGGGAUUUGGGCAUUGCCAGCCGCUCUAUCAACAGGAAAGGAAAAAUAGCCGCAAACCCAGCUAAUGGAUUUUGGUUCCUAAGUUUACGUGACAAGAAUGAAUAUGUCUUUCGCACAGAACCACCAACACCUAUAAACAUAAACCCAAAACCGCAGAGUGUCGGAGUGUGUGUGGACUAUGAGAAAGGUCAAUUGUCCUUUUAUAAUGCAGAGACAAAGUCACUGAUAUUUUCCCUCACAGACUCUUUUACAGAGACUUUAUAUCCUUUCUUCAGCCCAUGCACCAACAAAUCUGGCAAAAAUGAGGCACCCCUUAUCAUAUGGCCUGCCUAUCCAGCUGACCCAAGCUGGCUGACUGAAAAAUGAAAGAAUAGUGGGAUGGAAACAAAGAAAUAUAUCUCACAGGUUAUUUGCUUAUUUACUUUAGUUGUUUAAGUCCAAUCCUAAUUAUACAAAUAUAUCAUUUUCAAUUAUAAUUAUUUAAUUUUUAUUCAAUUUAAUUGUCAAUCCAUGUGAUCAUAUGGCUUAAUUGCUCUAUAUAUGAACAUUAAUUAACAUAACAUUAAACAGUUCAUCUUAUACCUAGUGAGAUUGCCAAGGUUUAAAAUUGAAAUUUAAUUUGACACUUAAUAGAACAUUGGUUGGUGAUGUUAUAUGAGUAAUGAUUGCAUAAUAACCUCCCUUUUAAUUUGUAUUUAACCAAGCUUAAAAAUGUAUCCUGUUAAAAUAUGUGUUUUGUACAUUAUAAUAAAACAAAAAAUAAAUGUGCAGUUGAACCAGUUGAGACGUAUUCUCUGGAGUGACCAAUCACACUUCUCUGUCUGAGUCUAGGUUUGGCGGUUGCCAGGACAACGGUACUUGCCUGACUGCAUUGUGCCAAGUCUAAAAUUUGGUGGAGGGGGGAUUAUGGUGUGGGGUUGUUUUUCAGGGGUUGAGUUUGGCCCCUUAGGUUCAGUGAAAGGAACUCCUAACGCUUCACCAUAAGACAUUUUGGACAAUUUCAUGCUCCCAUCUCUGUGGGAACAGUUUAUGGUUCCUUUCUGCUGGUGUCUCUUCGGUGACUUUGGGUAUUCCUGUGCACCCAGGAACCCUGCAUCUUCCCUUCUUGUAAGACAUUAUUUGCCAUUGUAAAGUAUUGUUCAAGACAUCCUUAAAAAGUACCCCUUAUCGCACAACAUUGCCCUGAGGCAAAAAAAAAAAAAAAAAAGAGAAAAACUGAAUUUGUAAACAUCCAAAAUAAAAUAAAAAACCUGCCAAAAGGCUUCUCUACACCUUCAUACACACAUAUUUGUAUGUACUUAUUUUUAUGUCAAUGCAGUGUGGCGGACAGC